This is a messenger RNA of Hyphopichia burtonii NRRL Y-1933, 1341 nucleotides long. RefSeq names its product Zn(2+) transporter. NCBI's taxonomy places the organism in Eukaryota, Fungi, Ascomycota, Pichiomycetes, Serinales, Debaryomycetaceae. Bases 1 to 1341 code for a protein of 446 amino acids. The transcript has a single exon. Gene Ontology annotation, biological process: zinc ion transmembrane transport; intracellular zinc ion homeostasis. The record is from RefSeq and is a predicted model, not a curated record. Gene Ontology annotation, cellular component: fungal-type vacuole membrane. Gene Ontology annotation, molecular function: zinc ion transmembrane transporter activity.
AUGGUAACAGGUAAGGAGAUUAGAAUCGUAUCGCUUUUGGCUUUGGAUACUGCUUUCUUCCUUUUGGAAGCGAUUAUUGGGUACUCGGUACAUUCUUUAGCAUUAGUGGCUGAUUCUUUCCAUAUGUUAAAUGACAUUGUUUCAUUAAUUAUAGCAUUAUGGGCAGUUAAAGUUAAGAAUACUAAACCAGCAGAUGGUAAGUAUACGUAUGGAUGGCAAAGGGCUGAAAUUUUGGGGGCCUUGAUCAAUGCAGUUUUCUUAUUGGCUUUAUGUUUUACUAUUGUUAUGGAAGCUAUUCAAAGGUUUUUUGAACCAACCGAAAUUAAUUCACCAAAAUUGGUUUUGGGGGUUGGUAUUGCUGGUUUAUUGAGUAACCUUGUUGGUUUGGUUUUAUUCCAUGACCAUGGCCAUUCCCAUGGAGGUGGUUCCGGUGGACAUGGUCACGGUCAUAGUCAUUCUCACACUGAUGAAGAAGCAGAAAUUGGUGAUGUAGCUCAAGAAGAAUCUGAUGAACAUCAUGAACAUGAACAUGGCCAUAGUCAUUCUCAUAAAUUGACUGACGAUUCAAAUAGAAAUAAUUCAACCACUGACUUUGCUGAUUAUUUCCCAGAAAAUGUGGUUCAAAGAUAUGAUAGUGAAUCGACACCUUUAAUCAAAGAUAAGCAAAAACCAGCUAAAAAGAGAAAAUCCAUGAAUAUGGAAGGGGUGUUUUUACAUGUAUUGGGUGAUGCUUUAGGUAAUGUUGGGGUUAUUAUAACUGCCUUGUUUAUUUGGAAAACUGAAUAUACUUGGAGAUAUUUAACUGAUCCAUUAGUUUCUUUACUCAUCACUUUAAUCAUUUUUUCAUCUGCUUUACCAUUAUGUCGUAAAUCAUCCAAGAUAUUAUUACAAGCUACUCCACCAAAUGUCAACACAAAUUUAAUUAUUGAAGAAAUUAUGAAUUUACCUUUAAUUAAAUCAGUUCAUGAUUUCCAUGUUUGGAAUUUAAAUGAAGAUAUUUUGAUUGCUUCUUUACAUUUAGAAUUAAAUGAAGAUCGUAAUGGCUCAAACAUCUCUUUAAAUGAUGGAGGUAAUAAUGAUCAAUUCAACAAAAAUGCCUUUGUUGACGCGGUUAAACAAGUUAGAUCUAUCUUACAUCGUUUUGGUAUUCAUAGCGCUACAAUUCAACCUGAGUUUUCUGCUUUAAGACAAAUAAAUAAUGAUAACAUUGGUAAUGAUCAUUCAAUUUCUCAUUCUAGCUUAAAUAAGAAACCAAGUGCUUACGGAGCUACUAAUAAACAAAAUUGUGCCGUGGAUGAUGUUUCCGGUUGUGAUAAUGAUCAAUGUUUAAAAAUCACCUAA